AUGCCGUGUGACAGACAGUUCCUCCUCCCUGUUUCCUCAGUUUCUCGACCGCUGCCGAGAAAAAUGCUGCGAUUAACCAUUUGCAUCCUCGUGCCGCUCACAAUCGCUCAAUACUCCAACACACAAACUGGCUCGCAAUCUUCUAACAGCGAGCCCGGAUAUUUACCUGACUAUCAGGGCGAUCGAUACACGAAUCCAGCACGAAUCACCGAAACACAGGCGCUGAAUAAACCGUUCUUCGAUCAGCUCGGCUAUGUGCCACCGGCGCCGCCGCAAACACCAGCCCAACUUGGUGGACAGGGGCAACCAACCGGAAGCGGAUACGCUCCGCCCCAAACGUCUGCGCAACAACUUGGUGGACAAAUGCAACCAACCGGAAGCGGAUAUGCUCCGCCCCAAACGUCUGCGCAACAACGUGGUGGACAAAUGCAACCAACGAGAAGUGGAUAUGCUCCGCCCAAUCCUAGUAGCACCAGCAGCGGCGGCGGUAAUCCUUACGUUAGUCAGGGAAGUUCCAUGUAUGGAAGCAGCGUUGGAGGUGGAACUAUGCCAUAUGUCGGUAGUUCCGCAGGUGGAGACGCACAAUAUGAUUACCUGCAGAAUUACGUUGAGCCUAUGCAAUACGGUCGUCAGCAGGUUAUCGAUCGAUACGCAUACUUUGAACGCCUAGAUUUCUCCUUCAACAUUUGUUUGCUAACCUCGUUUGGAAAAAAGGGCGGAUACACAUCAUCGUAUGGCUACGCAAAUCAACAGUACAACCCCAGCUCCACCUACUACAGUACGCCGUCAUCAUCACAACAAUACUACAAUCCAAGUUUGAACUCAAAUUCACCUACACGUAACUACAACGCGGUGCUGAACACAAAUCUUGGCUAUGCAGGACAAGUUCAACGAGAACAAACUCAACAGUACGGUUACGGUAACAUGCAACAACAACAGUACGCGAAUCCUAACGAUCCGUUAAAUCGCGUGCCCCUAUCGUACGGUUAUUAUGGUUCGAAUCAACUUUACAACGAUCAACAAUACGGGAACCAGCAACAGCAGCAACAACAAUACUACGGUAAUCGACAGUAUGACAGCAGCAAUUAUCAAAGUUGGUGCUGCGGUCCAACCUCAACAUCAUGCUGUUAUCAAACUUCAAACUCUAAUUCAAUGCAAUACUACGAUCCCAGUAUUAGUAGCAAUCAAAAAUACAUCACCACCUACGGUAAUCAACAACAGUACGGUACCACAUCUACCAUAUCUCCGUAUCUGAGCCUCACCACUACACGAUCGUACGGAAAGAAGAAGUAG
This is a messenger RNA of Necator americanus (New World hookworm), 1293 nucleotides long. RefSeq lists its product as uncharacterized. Lineage: Eukaryota; Metazoa; Nematoda; Chromadorea; Rhabditida; Ancylostomatidae. The transcript has 5 exons. Bases 1 to 1293 code for a protein of 430 amino acids. The record is from RefSeq and is a predicted model, not a curated record.